AUGUCCUCCACUGCAGGAACUGACCUUCUCGAUGUCCAACAGGCUUACAUGGCUCAUUUCUACAAUCUCUUUGAAACUUUUAUAAAGAAUCCUCUGUGUGCGACACCUGCACAUAGCCACAAAGAUCCUCCAAUUUUCUCAAAACCUAAUGACGAUGCACUAACCAAGGAUGCUUUCGACUGUAGACUUUGUAAAGGUGUUUACGAAAAUCCCAUGCAAUUGGCCCAACAUAAUUGUCCGCAGCUAACCCGGAGAGCCUUCCAGUGCCAUAACUGUCAAAAGGCCUUUAAUUGUUCCGCCAACUUAGCAAGUCACCAAAGAUGGCAUCGGCCAAAGUCCGCCACCUUAGCAUCUAAAAGAGCUCCAAGUCAGAUCAAACCAGACACAGUGGAACCUUCCACUGGCCUCGAUCUCAGUACCCAUAGCAGCAGUACAGCAUCAUCAAGUGACAACCAAUCAGUCAAGGCUCCAAGAAAGAUCAUUCGAUCUCCUUGUGAGCAGCGCUCUCACACCCAGAGAACCACGUCUUUCAGCAUUGACAGCAUCUUAGAAACACCAAAGUCAACAUUUCCCUGUUUUCGAUGCGAUGAAACACUGCAUUCACAGAGUGAUUUUGAAGACCAUAUUAUUGACCACAUGCUCUGUACUCAGGAAAAAUGA
Molecule: messenger RNA, 660 nt
Organism: Rodentolepis nana
Lineage: Eukaryota; Metazoa; Platyhelminthes; Cestoda; Cyclophyllidea; Hymenolepididae
Source: the annotation of a GenBank genome assembly